AUGAUGUUCCGGACAGCACUAGUGGCGGCACUCGUAUGUGGCCUUGGCGUACACCUGGUACAGUCGCACCCCGGAUCGAAAUCGCAGGUUAUCGAACUGGACGAAUCCAAUUGGGACCGUAUGCUUACGGACGAGUGGUUGGUGGAGUUCUAUGCACCAUGGUGUCCUGCCUGCAAAAGUUUGGCCCCCAUCUGGGAUGACCUUUCAACGUGGUCGGACGAUUUGAACAUCAAAACCGCGAAGGUGGAUGUGACGUCAUCACCGGGUUUAAGUGGCAGAUUUUUCGUCACCGCCCUACCAACGAUUUUCCACGUAAUCAACGGCGAAUUCCGCCAGUACAAGGGACCACGCGACAUGAACUCGUUCAUGUCGUUCAUCGAGGAAAAGAAGUGGGAAACGUUGGAGCAGGUAUCGGCGUGGCGCAAUCCCGACUCGAUCCAAAUGUCGCUCGUGUCGCUGUUCUUCAAGCUUUCACACUUCCUGAAAGAGUUGAAUACGAUGCUGCUGAAGGAAUACGGUAUGCCCGUGUGGGGAUCGUACACCCUAUUCGGAAUCGGCACGGUACUGCUCGGCGCCAUCUUCGGAUUGAUACUGGUAUGUAUUAUCGACUGUCUAUUCCCACCCAAAUCCGGCCAGCGGCAAAGCUUCUCCGAGCACAAGCAGAAGGUGCGGGCCGAAAAGGUACCGGAAGAGUUGCGUGGUGAUGAGCUGGUGGAUGAGGAUGAGGAAAAGCGAACCGCCGACGAUGACGGCGAAUAUGACGAUGAGGAGGAAAAUGGCGAAGCGGAGGAAAAGGAAACAUCCGAGGGUGAAAAAUUCUCUGGCAGCGACGAUUCGGAUGAUGAGGAACCGACGGUCGCCCCUACGGAAGAGAAGCAACAGGAUACGGAUAAGAAACCGCAUCCCGAACCGGUCGCGGAAGAGAAGAAGGAAAAGACUACCACUAGCCCAGACGUGAGAAAACGCAAACCAAGAAAGGCGGACUAA
Anopheles marshallii is the source of this 987-nucleotide messenger RNA. RefSeq names its product thioredoxin-related transmembrane protein 1-like. Lineage: Eukaryota; Metazoa; Arthropoda; Insecta; Diptera; Culicidae. The record is from RefSeq and is a predicted model, not a curated record. The coding region runs from base 1 to 987 and encodes 328 amino acids. The transcript is spliced from 3 exons.